This is a messenger RNA of Saitoella complicata NRRL Y-17804, 562 nucleotides long. RefSeq lists its product as uncharacterized. The record is from RefSeq and is a predicted model, not a curated record. The coding region runs from base 52 to 468 and encodes 138 amino acids. NCBI's taxonomy places the organism in Eukaryota, Fungi, Ascomycota, Saitoellomycetes, Saitoellales, Saitoellaceae. The transcript is spliced from 2 exons.
CAACGUUGCAAACAGCACCCCGACACAACAUUGCCAAACACCUUUGACAAAAUGGGCAUUCCUCUUGGAUCAGCAUCGAUAAACGCAGCUCGUUCUAUCCUCGGAACGCCUCUUCAGGUUCACUCUACAGCUCCUCUGACCGGGUUCUUCCGCGAUGGGUAUUGCAGGGCAUCCCCGAUGGAUCCUGGUCGUCAUACAGCCGCUGCCAUUGUGACGGAAGAGUUCCUCGAUUUUAGUGCAUCACGAGGAAACGACCUUCGCCAGGUCGGCUUGAAGCAGGAUUGCAAGUGGUGUCUCUGCGUCUCGCGCUGGGUCGAGGCACUCACCGCACACAAAGAGGGAAGGAUUGGGGCAAACGCAGUUCCCAAACUCGUGCUGAACUCUAGCGACGAAAGUAUGGUCCGCGACAGCGGGUUAUCCCUGCAAGAACUGGAACAAUGGGCCAUUGACUCGAGGCAUUCGAAUUGAUGAAGGGGGUAGAAAAAGGGAUUGUACGAUAAGCAGUGUGUUGAAACGAAUGUAAUGCAAUAGCCAAGCUAACCUCAAAUGAACUCCGUGAAAC